Cadophora gregata is the source of this 318-nucleotide messenger RNA. RefSeq lists its product as uncharacterized. The transcript has a single exon. The record is from RefSeq and is a predicted model, not a curated record. Lineage: Eukaryota; Fungi; Ascomycota; Leotiomycetes; Helotiales; Ploettnerulaceae. Bases 1 to 318 code for a protein of 105 amino acids.
AUGAUAUGUGCUUCUUUUCCUUGUCGGAACAAGAGCUCCUUCGUCACUCAAUUUAGUGAGAUCCAACGAGCUCCAGGCUGGCAUGACAAAGGAACGCUAUGGUAUUAUCGAUUGACACAUGCCAAAGUACCGAUUUUGUCUAUGCGCCGGGGAAAACAAAAUGUGACUCCAAGCGAGGAAAAAAGAAAGAAAGAAGCGGAGGAAAGGAGUCGAUGGAAGGAAAGAACGAACGAAAAAGAAAUUUAUGCUGCAUACGGCGCAGAUGUAGAUGCGCCACUAGACUGGGGAAAAAGGUUGAGGUGGGUCUUUGGUGUGUGA